Anopheles funestus (African malaria mosquito) is the source of this 625-nucleotide messenger RNA. RefSeq lists its product as uncharacterized. Bases 180 to 575 code for a protein of 131 amino acids. The record is from RefSeq and is a predicted model, not a curated record. The transcript is spliced from 2 exons. Lineage: Eukaryota; Metazoa; Arthropoda; Insecta; Diptera; Culicidae.
AUACUAAGAAAGUGGCCAGUUUCAUCGUGCGAAAUAACAAGAGAGUAUCCUACAAAGAGGUAACAUUAACUACCGUUCGGUUUUGCCGCAAGCGACCGGUAAAAACCUCCAGAAACGAUUCUUCAACCCCAAGAGAACAUCCACGGAGGAGGUACGCCUGACUGUAGAGCAAUACAUUCAUGUACACCGCACUUGGUUAUGCGCCUCCAGCUGCUCCAACCGCCGAUGGGAACAAACUGUUAAGCAUAUCGGCCGGAUUGGUGAGAGCCACCGCUAACAGCUACUGCUGCAGCAGCUGCCUUCGAUGCUUUGUCGCUCUUGCCGCCUGGUUUACCACCACCCGAACUACCCAUGCGCUGAAUCGGCAGACAGAUUGGGUACGGCAAGAUGACGAUUCGACCGAUAAUGAUGAUCCGUGGGAGGAACUAUCUGUACCACUGCUGCCCAGCAUACCAAGAUUUAGUGCUGUGUUUCCAUUCGUGCCCGAACCUCCUCCCGAUCGUGUAGCUGAUUGCGCACCGGCUGAUUCUUUCAGGCAUGGAAAGAGAAAUACAUCUGAAUUACAAUCUCUGUAAGGAUUCAUUUCAGAUGGUAACGAAACAGAAAAACGCCGAUGAAUCUUGCG